CAAUACUCAAGUUUCCCAUACAAAUGGCAGCCGUGGACGAAUCUGCCGCUGCUGACGCUCCCGCUGCUGACGCUGCCUCGCCCGAGCUCUCUGCAGCAACACUACAAUUGCAGCCGUAUCUCGGCAAGUUCAUGCGGCUGACGAUGAGUGACGGCCGGAUUGUCACUGGGCGGUUUGUUGGCACCGAUCGCGAGCUCAACCUAGUGAUGAGCGAAGGCGAGGAGACGCAGCAGCUCCGCGUUGGAGGAGGAGACCAAGAGUUUACUCGCCCGAUCUAUCGGAAGGUCGGUCUUGUGAUUGCGCCGGGCAACCAUGUGACGAAGAUUGAGAUGGAACAAUUCUCAGACACUGAGAAUUCUGAGCAGUCUGAGCAGCCUUCCGACGAGACUCGCUCUGCUGCUGCUGCUGCUACUGCUGCCGAGCCGGUAGAUGCAAAGUCAGCGUAACAUUGCAAGAACACCAGCUCCCACUAAAUGCUCAAUCCAUCGUUAAUCCUAUCUUAGCACUCCUGUAUGGC
Molecule: messenger RNA, 517 nt
Organism: Capsaspora owczarzaki ATCC 30864
Lineage: Eukaryota; Filasterea; Ministeriida; Capsasporidae
Exons: 2
Coding region: 24-446 (140 amino acids)
Cellular component (GO): NatC complex
Source: RefSeq, a predicted model, not a curated record